Microthlaspi erraticum is the source of this 417-nucleotide messenger RNA. The record is from the annotation of a GenBank genome assembly. Lineage: Eukaryota; Viridiplantae; Streptophyta; Magnoliopsida; Brassicales; Brassicaceae.
AUGGCGGUUCCGAUUGACUUCCUCAUCAACUCUCCACACGAAUCAUCCGACGACGACUUCAGCGAAUACGAAAGUAGCUAUUCAUCGGAAGACGAAUCCAUGGAAGACGAACCGUCGGAUGACAUCAACGGAGGAUCUCUCUCCAACCUCGAACAGAAACAAGAGCCUAAUGGUGCUGAGGAUGAGUUAUGGGUUCGGUAUCCUUAUUUUAAGAUGUUGGUGGACGCCGUUAUAGCUCAAGGUUUGGUGGUGGUCACUAGGAACGAUGCGUUUGAAUUAGCCAAGCUUCUCGGAGAUGACAAGGCCAAAGAGCUGAACGAGAAAUGGAAGGAUUUGUGUAGCAAGCAGCUGGAUCUGUGCAGCCAGAUGUUCGGCGUCCUUGCUUCUGCCAUCUCCUCGAUGAAAUCCGGAAUUUGA